UUGGAUAAUUUGAAAUAUUUGGAAUACAGUAUGCAGUAACUGAGAUUUAAACAUCUAUCAUUACCAGACAACUUGCUAUAGUUAUAUCUUGCUGAAGUAUUUUCUGUUUUGAAUAGUAGUGGAUAAAUAUGUAAUUUAAAGGGGAAAUCCAAUUCCUGAUCUAAUCAACUACAGCCGUAUCUAAAGUGUAAAAAGUCUGUGACAUCACGCAGCCUGUAAAGUGCACGCCACUCAUAUAGUACACUUGACCAUAGAUAUAUAUAGACUUAUAUUGGGUAAAGGAUCUAUACCGGUUGGCCAGACAGAGGGCUAGAGAUGGGAAGCAUGUGCAGCAGGUUAGGGUGAUUAAGGAUAGAGAUGGAAAUGUGUUGACUGGUGACAGUCGUGUGCUGGACAGAUGGAAAGAACAAUUUGAGGAGUUGAUGAAUGAGGAAAAUGAGAGAGAAGGAAGAGUAGAAGAGGCAAGUGUGGUGGACCAGGAAGUUGCCAUGAUUAGUAAGGGGGAAGUGAGAAAGGCAUUAAAGAGGAUUAAAAUGGAAAGGCAAUUGGUCCUGAUGACAUUCCUGUGGAGGUAUGGAAGCGUCUCGGAGAGGCGACUGGAAUUUUUGACCAGCUUGUUCAAUAGAAUUCUAGUUUAGAAGACAGUGGUGAGGCCAGCCAUGAUGGACGUAUCAGAGACAGUGGCACUGAAGAGACGACAGGAAGGAGAGCACAUGAAGAGGUUGAGGUUCGCUCUCGGAGUGACCGGGUUGGAUCAAAUCAGAAAUGAGCUCAUCAGAGGGACGGCCGAGGUUCGAUGUUUUGGAGACAAAGUUAGAGAGAGCAGACUUGGAUGGUUUGGACACGUCCAGAGGAGAGAGAGUAAGUAUAUUGGUAGAGAAGGUUGAUGGAUGUCGGGAGGGAAGACAUGAGGGCAGUUGGUGUUCGAGAGGAGGAUGCAGGAGAUAAGCUGACAUGGAAAAGGAUGAUGCGCUGUGCGACCCCUAAAGGGAUAAAGCCCAAAGGAAAAGAAGAAGCGCGGACGGAGCCCGCUCGGAGGCGACGGGCGGCGGCGGCGGCGGCGGCGGCACUCAGGUGCUCGGCAUGCGGCUGGAGACGAGCGACAAGCCGGCCAGCACCGGUGACGACGGCGUUCUGCAGGUGACCGAGGACAGCUCCGUGCAGCUCCGCUUCUACGGGCUCAGGCUGCACCCUGGAGCCUGGAGGCUCAUCCGCUUCACGGAGCUGUCCGGCCGCGGGGAGGGGGACUCGGGGGCCGGGGCAACCUGCUCGGACUUCACCAAGGACAUCGAGGUCGGGACCGGCAUGAACGUGAGCGGCCGGGGCACGUCGGGGCUGCUGCGCGUGCACGCCAAGCCGCUGCGCAAGAGCCAGCCGAGCAGCGAGUACGUGCUGUGCACGCGCAUCGACGAGCCGGCGGACGGUGGCGGCGACGAGCGCGCCGGACGCUGGCAGCCGCUGGGCGACGGCGACGGGCGCCUGCUGGUUGUGGAGGAGAAGAAGUCGCUGCUGCCGCUGUGGCUGCAGGUGAUCCUGAUCUUGGGCCUGCUGGUGCUGUCGGGCAUGUUCAGCGGGCUCAACCUGGGCCUGAUGGCCCUGGACCCCAUGGAGCUGCGCAUCGUGCAGAGCUGCGGCACGGACAAGGAGAAGAAGUACGCGCGCAAGAUAGAGCCCAUCCGCAGCAAGGGCAACUACCUGCUGUGCUCGCUGCUCCUGGGCAACGUCCUGGUCAACACCACACUCACCAUCCUCCUGGACGACCUGACCGGCUCGGGCCCGGGCGCCGUGGCGGCCUCCACCGUGGGCAUCGUCAUCUUCGGCGAGAUCGCGCCGCAGGCGCUCUGCUCGCGCCACGGGCUGGCCGUGGGCGCCGACACCAUCGCGCUCACCAAGUUCUUCAUGCUGCUCACCUUCCCGCUCAGCUUCCCCGUCAGCAAGCUGCUGGACGUGCUGCUGGGCCAGGAGAUCGGCACCGUGUACAACCGCGAGAAGCUGGUGGGGAUGCUCAAGGUCACCGAGCCCUACAACGACCUGGUCAAGGAGGAGCUCAACAUGAUCCAGGGGGCGCUGGAGCUGCGCACCAAGACGGUGGAGGACGUCAUGACGCCGCUGGCCGACUGCUUCAUGAUCCAGGCGGACGCCGUGCUGGACUUCGACACCAUGUCGGAGAUCAUGGAGAGCGGCUAUACGCGCAUCCCCGUCUUCGACGACGAGCGCUGCAACAUCGUGGACAUCCUGUACGUCAAGGACCUGGCCUUCGUCGACCCCGACGACUGCACCACGCUCAAGACCAUCACCAAGUUCUACAACCACCCCGUGCACUUCGUCUUCCACGACACCAAGCUGGACACCAUGCUGGAGGAGUUCAAGAAAGGCAAAUCGCACCUGGCCAUCGUGCAGAAGGUCAACGACGAGGGCGAGGGCGACCCCUUCUACCAGGUGCUGGGAUUGGUCACCCUGGAGGACGUCAUCGAGGAGAUCAUCAAGUCGGAGAUCCUGGACGAGUCUGACCUUUACACCGACAACCGCACCAAGAAGCGAGUGGACGCCGCCAAGAGCAAACGAGACUUCUCGGCGUUCAGACCCGACAGCGACGCCAAGGCCAAGAUCUCACCGCAGCUCACGCUGGCUGCCCAUCGCUUCCUGGCAACAGAGGUGAGCCUGUUCGGUACCUUCCACGUGACCGAGAAGGUCCUGCUGAGGAUCUUGAGGCAUCCCGACGUCGUGCAGGAGCUCAAGUUCGACGACGACGACAAGCGCGCACCGCAGCACUUCCUGUAUCAGCGCGGCAAGCCCGUCGACUACUUUGUGCUCAUCCUGCAGGGUCGAGUGGAGGUGGAGGCGGGAAACGAGAACAUGAAGUUUGAGACGGGCCCCUUCUCCUACUACGGUGUCAUGGCGCUCAGCACGCCACCGCUGGCCGUCACCCCCCCUCUGUCCCCGUCGGUGGCGUCCCCCCCUCCGAGGCGCCUCUCUCUUAAGAGGUUUUCCGUGUUCUCUCGCUUCCCAGAGUUCCGUUCUCCGUCCCACGGCGGCAACCUGAACCGCUCGGCGUCCAUCGGCGGCAGCGCGGGCGGUCCGGAGAGCAGCUCCGUGGGCGGCAGCAGCAGCCAAAUCCCGGGAACGCCCUUCCAGUACAUUCCGGACUUCUGCGUACGAGCGCUCAGCGACCUGCAGUUUGUCAAGAUCACACGCGCGCAGUACCAGAACGGCCUGCUGGCAUCACGUCUGGACAGCACGCCGCAGUCUCCGGAAGGAAGUCAACAGUGUCUGGACGCGGCGCCACAGCCGCCUCUCGCCACCCUGCCGGGCGGGCGCCCCCUGCCGCCCCUCGAGCAUCCGCCGUCCAACGCUCAGCCCGGCCGAUCCGCUCCGCCGGCCGCCGGUUCCUCGGCGCGGCGCCCCAGCCAGUCGUCGCUUUCGACCAACCGUGCGGCCCUGGCGCAGACCGCCGCGCCGCGCCAACCGACGCCACCCGCGGACGCCGACGGCGUGCCGGGAGAGACCACCACGCUACUCGGCGAGCAGCACAACUGCGUGGACCUCCGACGGCCAGGACAGCUCCUCAUGCACCAGCAUGCACAUACCGAGAGUACCAUUUGACACGCGUCGUUUCCUGUUCCUCGGUGACAUCAUGGCCGAGAAGGAUGCCGAGGAUGUGCAUGUCACCUUUUAGAAAUAAUGACUCACUCCCCUUUCACAACGACUUUUCUCCUGACUUUUUCCCAGUGGCGCUCUUCUAUUUGAAAGGUAUCAACGGGGAAUGGGUCGAAUUUGACCUGUGAAUUUCCUGGCUUCAGAGGUAAUAACAGACACACAAUGACACACGAGCCCCUUUCACACUGCCCAUUUCAGCCCACUUUUUCCUUGCUUGCUGUACUGUGUGAAAGGUAGCGACACAGAAAGUGGGGGUAUCAAAGUCAACCAACAAAUGUGCCGGCUUUGGAGGGAGUAUCAGAGGCGUCACAGAGGGGAAUUUUUUAACCCACCAGCUCCUCUAACAAUGACCCAUGAACCCCUUUCACACUGCCCAUCCAGCCUGGCUUUUUCACUUUUUCUUGUGUCGCUGUCCUGUAUGAAAGGUGCUGACACGGAACGGGGCUGUCAAGAUCGACCCGAAGUCGACCUACAAAUUGUCCGGCUUCCAGGUGAAUGAUAGCCCACUAGCCCCUUUCACGCUGCCCAUGUAAGGCCACUUUUCCCCGGCUCGCAGUCCUGUGUGUAAGGUAUCGACGCUUAAAGGUACAUUUUCCAGAUUCCGAGGUGGAACGUCACCCGUGUUAGGAAGAGACCGGACACUGAUUUUUGGGCCCUAUCCUGCUUCACUGGGUUUUGUGUGAAAGACAAAUAUGCAAAUAUUUUCCAGAAACUUUGAGUGUCUUCUUGCUCCAAGUUAUGACCAAGACGUAAGAGUUAAUUUCAUAUUUAUUGAACAUUUAUUUAUUUAUUUAUUUUUGACUUUGAUGUUUUAUAUUUUGUGUGUAAUUGAUGGACAGGCCGCUAUCUCGUUAGCAUUGUUAGCUCCACCAUCACUGUGAUCGGUAAAAUUGAUGUCAGCGCAUUUCAACAAAAUGUUCGUUUUGGACGUUGGUGAGUCACAAACUAGCUUGAAGCAUGUUUGACUUAUUUAUUUUUUCGAUGACAGAGGGUUAAUAGGAUGACUGAUUAGCAUUGUGUUUUCCUAGCCUGUAAAUGUGAAGCAGCAGCUUGCGUAGUUUAGCAUUAGAGUAGAGUCAAUUGAAUAUGUAAUAUGUACACCAUUAGAAGCACUCACAAGUGCGUGCAGUCACUAAAAGGGAUUUUAUUUAUUUUUUUAUGCUACGCUAAAGUUAGCAAGCAGGACGCUGUACGAGUGGUUAGCACGUCUGCAUCACAGUUCUGAGGUUCAGGGUUCGAAUCUAUUAGCAUGUUCUCCCCACGUGCUUUUGUGGGUUUUUCCUCCCACAUUCCAAAACAUGUUAGCAUGCUAGCUUCAGUGCAGACUCAUGUUUGUCUAUAUUUGCCCUGACCGUGACUGGCGAACAGUUUUUAGGGGUAAUACUGCCAGUUUAGGUUCACUGACGAUUCUCAGUUGUUGGUGAGGUUAGCAUACUAGCCUAAGCGCUAAUGCCGGCGGCGGCUUCAUGUUUAACCAGUGGAGGCGUCCUUCGAGGCCCCUUCUGUGUAUUUAUUAACUCUGGAGGUUAACGAUUGAGCACGCUAGUUUACUAAGACUAACGGACAAACAUUCCAUCGCAUGCCAUACCAACCCUCUUAGCGUCAAUGCUAAGCUAAUCUGUCAUUAGGCAGGUUCAUUCACAACCACAUAACAGUGGAACCAAUUCAAAGUUGUAGCAGCUCUGUUGCUAACGCUGCUAGCACGUUAUUUUAUUCAUGAAACUAUAUGCUAUUGUAAAGGGAAAGAUAUUUCUUUAAAAUGGAAAGAGUAUAUAAGAUAGCACUUUACACUUGUGAGGCCUAAGACGAAGAAUAUUACAAAGAGGGUUGUUUUGUCCUUCACGUUUGAACUUUCCAGAAUGCUACAGUUGUCACUGUGGGAAUUCUGAGUGUCCAUGCUGUAAAUAGCGUCUGGAGCAGUUUUUCCCAACCUUUGUUAAGCCCAGGCACACAUUUAAAAAAAUAAAAUAAAAUUUCCGCAAAAAGUGGAGACAUGGGUUAAAUGUGUACCGUCUGCCAUCUAGUGAAAGAUCAUUUAAUAUUGCUACCUGUCAUUAGACGUUGUUAGCGUAGAUAGAUGAACAAAGAUACAUUUGCUGUGGAUAAUCGUUUAUCGGACUGAUUGGGUGGAAUCGGCACAUUGGUUGGGAAUCGCUAAUCUAUGCUUUCUGUGCUGAUCUGGAGCAUGUAGCAUGUUGUACCGGUUUACUGGGAAUGUUCUUUCAUGACAGUACUUGAACGCCUCACAGCACCACUAAAGCACAAUACUCUUCUUCUACCAUUUGGGAGCUAAACGUGUUAUUUUGGUACUUCUGCUGGCUUCUAUUGGGCGGGACCCGGUAAGCACUCGUAGCCUUUUCGCGCGUGUCGGAACGAGACCGCCCGCAGGUUGACCGGGGGUCCGCGUAGCAAUUUGUCCUACGGGUUGACUACUGUGACAUGAAAAAAAAAAAAAAAAAAAGAAACUUUAGCAUCUAUUUAUUGUUCUUGUAUUUAGUUUGCACUGAAAAAAAUGGUCUUCCAGGUUAUUUAUUUUUUGCGUGGAAAUACAUGGACAGAUAAUACUGUGUGUGUGUGUAUAGAAAAGACAUUUACUUAUUACUAUACAGUGAAGCCCCAUUUUUCGUGGGGAUACGUUCCAGGUGAAAAGCCGUGAUAUUUAGAGACCAUAUAAAGAACUGGUUUAGCCCUCCCACACGCUUUCAACACAGUUAAAACAUUAUCAUUUAAAAACUUUAAAACUUUUAUGAAAGCAAAUGAAGACUUGCUCACACAGAGGUCAAGCGUGCUCGCUUCAAGCUGUUUUUGUCACUCCCACUUUUAGUUUGCAGAAAAACUGACACAUGAUACAAAAGGCAAUUAAGCAUAGUAUAUUUAAACACCAAAACAUAACAAAAGUCUUCAGUCUUAACGCUAACAUAUAGUGCAAAACACCAUUGACAGGCUAAUGAAAAUUAGCAUAAUGAACCUUCAAACAAUUGCUACUUUACUCACACGGAGCAGCAUGACAUAGAAAGGAGAGCAUACAACAGUACUCGCAGGCAUAAACAACAACUACUAUUCACGGCGUUAGUUGCGGUUAGUUUAGUUGCUGCCUCGUCGUCGUUUUGCUACGUACGCCGCUUGUCUUCCAGUAGAGCUCAGUGCUGCCCGGCAUGUUGUGGCACAACGUGGUUCUGCACUGAAGGCCAGACACUAAAUUGGGACUCGCCUGUAUACUUAAAACAAACUCUAAAACUAGUCGUUGGAAAAUGGACGAUAUAGGGAGGGUGUGAAUGACGAUUAGCAAUAUAGCGGGGCUUCACUGUAUGUGUAUUGGUCACGAUUAUGGGAUGUUCCAUGAGCAAUAAAGCACGCACAAGCUUUGACCUCACGCUUCCUGCUCGUCUUCCACGGCAACAUUUCAACAACCAAAGUUUUUCUUGGUCCUUCUGUCCUCACGCACGUUGCCACCUAUGCUGGGAUUGGAGCGGGGGGGGGCACUAGUAGAAUGACUGUGUCUGGCUAGUAACGUUUUUUUCCCCACUAUGAGUUUCACUUUUGGACAACGAGUACAACCUUAAAGAGGAAGGAUAAUGCUCAAACAGCUUUAAAGCCGUUUGAGCGUGUAAUCCACAAACUUGAUACCUAGCUUUAGGUCGAUGUGCUAGUACCCACAAUGUACUCGCUAGUAAGACAAUUCAGAACACUACUAGUAUCUUACUAAUGUUUUUCCACUACUAGUGCAACUUUUGGCCUACUUGUCCACAAUUAAGCCAUUACUAGGUAACUACUGUGCUGCACUAGUAACAGUACUAUGCCACCUUACUAGGCACUAGUAGCCUUCUAGACCCUACUCGUGGGACCAAAUUUCCCACUAGUAACAUAUGGUUGUCCUACUAGUAUGCCAAAAUUGUGCUACUAGUGUUCAGAAAUCUCUAACUACUGAUGUUUUUUUCCACUACUAGUGCAACUUUGGCCCUCUAGUUAAUAUCGAUUAAAUGCUCAAGCCGUUUUAGUCCUUGUCGUAGUACACUUUUUGUGCUCACUAGAAGGAACAACUACAUGUUCCUAGUGAUGGAAAACUGCACUAGUUGAUAUUGGUGUGCUGCUAGUAUUAAUAGUGAAGUGCUAGAUGUGAAUUAGUAUCAUUCUUAUAAUGUCACUAGUAGUAAUAGCACACAAUUGUAGACUGGUGCAGUUUUGUCUCACGUCGUCCUACGAGGAUGCCAAAGUUUUCCUACUAGUGAAGACAAAGACCACAAGGACUACUAGUACAUAGUGCACCUUAAGCUAAAUAUUGAUGAUAUUGAACAAAUGCUCAAAUGACUUUAUGGAGCUCCGCUGAAGCGGACAAUUCAGCGCACUACUAAAACGACUAGGCGCACUGGUACAAUUUUUCCGCAACUGACAUUUCUGCACACUAGUAAGACAACUACAUGUUACUAGUGGGCAUUUUGGUGCUACUAGUAGGAUUACUAGUACAGGACAGUAGUUUACGAGUAAGAUUUAAAUUUGUUGGGCAAAAGCGCAUUGAGUAGUGUAAAAACGUUAGGGGUUCCAAUAUUGGGCCCUGGUGGUUCUACGAGUGUGUUGAAUUGUCUUGCUAGUGAAGACAAAAAGCAUACUAGUGCACGGACCUGAAGCUCGAUAGGAAAAUGGAAAAAUUGCUCAAACAGUUUCCAAAGGCAUCAACAUCCUUCCCGUUGCAAAAUUGACAAAUGCACAAUAACAAUCCAAGUCGUAAGACGAGUGUAUCUUCCGUGCUGGCCGGUGCGCUGACGUUUUGGAUGCAAAGGUGACUUUUUGCAGAAACUCAUUAACACGUUUGACUUUGCUGGCGAAUAUUUGGUGUGUCUUCUGCAAUGUUUGACGGCCGGGAGCGCGUGCAACGUGUACAUGCGCAGUCGUGUUUUGUAAGAGGCGGCAGAAGAAUCUGUCAAGGGUUCAUGAAUAAACCUGACUUGUAUUUCUCUA
Molecule: messenger RNA, 8613 nt
Organism: Phyllopteryx taeniolatus (common seadragon)
Lineage: Eukaryota; Metazoa; Chordata; Actinopteri; Syngnathiformes; Syngnathidae
Product: metal transporter CNNM4-like
Exons: 11
Coding region: 1084-3603 (839 amino acids)
Biological process (GO): magnesium ion transport; magnesium ion homeostasis
Cellular component (GO): plasma membrane
Molecular function (GO): sodium ion transmembrane transporter activity; magnesium ion transmembrane transporter activity
Source: RefSeq, a predicted model, not a curated record